GUAAUUUGUUUUGCCCUCAUCCUCUCACGUUGAUCGUGCAGCAGCCUAUGGCCUAAAUAACAGUAUGUAACUUACAUCAUGUAUUAAACCUGACAGCUUUAGCUCAAUUUUUUAUUUCCAAAUAGGUUUGUGGACAUGACUUUUUAAGGUUGGGGUUUUUAUUAGUUUCCAGUUUCCACAUAACUUUAUGGACAUGGCCCUUAAUGAUUAACUGCGCCAAACUGUAGGGCAGACAAUAUUCAAAUGUCUGGACGUGCCAUAGACAUACACGUUUUGAUACUUGGCAAACAUGUAGGCUAUACUUGACUACAUGUAGGCUACAGUACAUCUGACUGCAUAUGGACAUGUAAUUAGUGAGGCUACUACAGCUUAAAUCUGGCAACAACUUCCUUUUCUUUCUUUCAUCUAAGGACUGGUGAUAGUCCUUGGUGGUUUAUCUGUAGGGCCUAUGCCGCUAUGUGACUUGUGGCCUGUGAGGCUUAGGCUAUGUAGCCUACAGCAAUAACAUAGAAAACUCAUUUAAAGGCCUACCUCAAAAUAGAAAGGAAUUUGAUAUGUAUAGUGGCUGAAUGGAAAGCUGUAAGCUGGACUAAGCCUGUAGAGGCACGGAGGGAGAGGUGACUUCUGUUUUCUGGUGCCUUUGAUACGCAGGAGAGCUCUAAAAGUGCCUGUCACUGAGAGAAGCUUGUAAACAUUUACAGUAAAAGAAACAUGCUGGUUGUGAGUGCAAUAAAGAAAAUGAGUAGCCUACUGUCUGCAAGUCUGUUUUUUCUCCCACUAGGCGCUUCCAGACUGUGCAGUUGAAUGCAGGCCUAUUGACAUCAUCAAGGUGAUCUGUUGAUUUGGCUGAUAAAAAGUCAGUGCUUUUGUUUCGUAGACUCUGCUCUCACUGUCAGCACUCACUUUAAUUGCUCUCUUAACAUUAUGUGUCAAGCAACCAGACAACGUUUUGGUUAAUCCUUAACAUUAUUGUUUAUAUUGCUAUUCUCCCUACACUGUAGUCUGAUCAACUUUUCAAAAUGUGUUCACUGUUAAAUUAAUUAUUGUAUUGUUUUUUAUGUAUAUGUCGCUUUGGACAAAAUGCGUCUGCCGACUGGUAACUACAAAGUAAACAAUCGAAAAUACAACAUCCGGUUGAGCUUUCCUACGUCAUUAUUUCACGCCGGAAGUAGAGGAAAACACAGCAUGGCAGCCUCGGUGGUGUAGUCACCGGAAUUAAUAAAUGUUAAACUUUAUAACCUCUAAAGCACCUUUUAAAUGAAUGAAUUUAAGGAACUCUGGGACUUGUUUUUGACGACGUUAGGGUGUUAAUUUAUCCGCAACCGCAUUCCAGUUUGAGGGAAGAGUGAGUGCUACAGUUGGGAAGUUUACUUGCACACGUGUUCUACCAUGGUCAAAGAUAAGAAGAAAUCCGUAAAAUUCGCCUUACCUAGCAAAACCACCACCAGUACGAUGGACGAAGAGGUGGAAAGCGACGAAGAUUUCCUUCCAGAAAACGAGAAUGUCAUCAGUGCAAGUGAGGAUGAGGAUGCCAGCGGUGACGAGCGCACACAUACCAAACUCCUGGAGGCCAUCAGUUCCUUGGGCGGCAAAAGGAGGAAGAAGUUGGCGGAGAGGUCCGAGGCCAGCCUGCAGGUGUCUGAAUUCGGAGUAAACGCUGAAGGCGCUGGAGAGAAGGUGGUUCUCUCCGAUCUGCUCAGUUCGGCUACAGAAGCAUCUAAAACUGAUGGAAGUUUGACAAAAACUCAGAAACAGCUGAAGAACCUGGAGCAACGUCAUGCUACUCUAGAACUCCCCCUGAGCCACCAGCAGACAGAAAAGAUCCAACGUGAGGCUGCCUUUGAGAAGGCCUCGAAGGAGGUGUCACGCUGGCAGAGUACCAUCGUCCUCCAGCAGAGGGCAGAGCAGCUUGUCUUCCCCCUCAACCAGCAGCCCAAUAGGCCCAGACGCGUGGAGCAGGUUGUCACCAGCUGGAAGACUCAGACGCCACUGGAGCAGGAGGUAUUCGCUCUGCUUCACGCCCACCGGCAGCCAACCCUUGACCCCGUGUUGACCCCUGUGGAAGAGGCACAGCUGCAGGCCAUGAGUCUAGAAGAGGCCCAGCUGCGGCGUGCGGAGCUGCAGAAGGCUCGAGCGCUGCAAUCCUACUACGAGUCCAAAGCCAAGAGGGAGCGCAAGAUCAAGAGCAAGAAAUACCAUAAGGUGCAGCAGAAGGCGAAGAUGAAGACCUUCCUGAAGCAGUUUGAGGAGAUGUGCAAGAGCGACCCCGAGAGGGCCAUGGAGGAACUGCAGAAAAUGGAGAAAAACAGGAUUGAGGAGAGGAUGUCUCUGAAGCAUCAGAACAGUGGGAAAUGGGCCAAGUCCAAAGCAAUCAUGGCCAAAUAUGACCUUGGGGCUCGUAAGGACAUGCAAGAUCAGCUCGAACUCAACCGCCAACUCACCCACAAGCCCCUCCCCUCCGCUGAACUCCACGGUGACAGUGACCACGACGACGACAACAGCGACCCCACUCUGGCCGGUGAUGAGCAAACGCUGCCGGACAUCGCUAACGACGCAUCGGCCAAUCAGAAGGAGGGGGCAAACCCCUGGAUGAAGAUGACUGCAGUCAUGGCAGCAGCAGUGGAGGCGGAGCCAAAAAGCAUCGUGGUCACGGACGACAGUGAGGCUGUAGCGGCGGCGGCGGCGGCGGCAGCAGAGGGCGACGCGGAGGCAGAGGAGACGGAGGAGGAGAGGCUGCUGGGAGAGUUCGCCCGUCGCAGGCAGCAGAGGAAGACCAACGAGGAGGAGGAGGAGGAGGACAACGAAGAAGCCAGACAGAAGGAUGAAGAGUCUUCCCAGGCUGCUGGAGGUCCCAGCAUCUCCUUCACCAUAGCAGAGACCAGUGAGGAAGAGGAGGAGGAAGAGGAGGACCAGAUGGAUGAAGCAGCCGCAUCCGAGCUCAAUGCACUCUUCGGACGUCUGGCCAAGCAAGGACAAUGCGACGCUGCCCCCGUGGCAACCGCAGGAGCCGCUCCCAUGGAUACGCUGCUGGAUGAGGACACGACGCGAGUCCGCACGCUGGAGGAGGCGGAGCUGCUUACGGAGACUCACAGUGACUCCGCCCCCGCGGUGGAGUCAGAGGCAGCGGCAGCAAGUGAUCAUGGGAAUGAGCAUGUCCCCAAGGUGAAAGGUCGCCAGAAGGUCAUCGACCUAAAACAGGUGCUGACCAAGGAAACCAAGAGCAUCCGUGUUGCCAUGACGACACCGGCCGUUGAAGAUGCUGAGGAUGAGGCCCUGGACGAGCAGACGGAGGUGAUCCGCGAGGCGUUCGCCGGAGAUGAUGUGGUGUCGGACUUCCUGAAGGAGAAGCGGAAGCAGGAGGAGGCGGGCAAACCUAAAGACGUGGACUUAACGCUGCCCGGCUGGGGCCAAUGGGGAGGGCUCGGUGUCCCGGUCAAGAAGCACAAACGCCGGCGAUUCUUGAGGAAAGCCCCGCCUGCCGCGCCCAGGAAAGACCGGAAGCUUCCGGCUGUCAUCAUCUCAGAGAAGCGAGACUCCUCUGUCGCCGCCCAUCAGGUCACACAGCUUCCGUUCCCCUUUGAGAACCCUGGCCAGUUCGAAAGGAGCAUCCGUUCUCCUCUCGGUUCUACGUGGAACCCGGAGUUGGCGGUGCGGAAGCUGACGGCGCCGCGGAUCGUGACGAAGGCGGGCGCCAUCAUCCAGCCGCUCUCCAAGGACGACGUCAUGCCCUCCAAGAAGACGCCGGGCAAACGGGGCGCCCCCGACCUCCUCUUCAGCACCGAAGAGCAGGGGAAGGGCAGCCACAGACCGACGGGCAAGAGGAAGAAGCACAAGAAAUGAGCCCCUUCCCUGCGGCGGACACCAGAUGAGGAAGUCUUUGAAUAUGGACCUGGCCCUGGUCUCUCGCUGACCUUGGUUGAUUGACUUUGACCUUUUGCCUCUCGCCUCUCGCAGAGCCCACUCUUACACUCUUGACCUUUACACCUGAUUCCCCCUCCUGACACCAACCCCCACAAGAGAAUGGUAGCUAUGGAAACGGAGGAUGGAGCGCAGUGUCUUCAGAGGAGAGAUUUGUUUCGCCCCAGGAACUGUAUAAACUGUUUAAAGGUCAUGUCAGGCUGGGCUGUAGUAGGCUGGUUUUAUUAAACAGAUCCUAAGACGUCACGUUGGCUUGUUGUCUGUUUUCUGUUGGGGUCCUGAGUCCACUCAUUAAAGUUGGGCAACUGAU
Messenger RNA from Sardina pilchardus (European sardine), 4228 nucleotides. RefSeq lists its product as uncharacterized. Gene Ontology annotation, biological process: rRNA processing. The record is from RefSeq and is a predicted model, not a curated record. The transcript is spliced from 17 exons. Bases 1390 to 3840 code for a protein of 816 amino acids. NCBI's taxonomy places the organism in Eukaryota, Metazoa, Chordata, Actinopteri, Clupeiformes, Clupeidae. Gene Ontology annotation, cellular component: small-subunit processome; nucleolus.